Brassica rapa (field mustard) is the source of this 2045-nucleotide messenger RNA. RefSeq names its product serine/threonine protein phosphatase 2A 57 kDa regulatory subunit B' kappa isoform. NCBI's taxonomy places the organism in Eukaryota, Viridiplantae, Streptophyta, Magnoliopsida, Brassicales, Brassicaceae. Gene Ontology annotation, biological process: signal transduction. Gene Ontology annotation, cellular component: protein phosphatase type 2A complex. The record is from RefSeq and is a predicted model, not a curated record. Gene Ontology annotation, molecular function: protein phosphatase regulator activity.
AAUUAAAUUUUGCAAUUAAUUAUUUUUCCUACAAUUUGAGAAAGGUCAUAAGUUUCUUCUCGAUCCAAACUGUUUUCUUCUUCAAUUUUCUCUCUAGAUUCAGAAUUUUUCUCAUUCCUCUUAUAUAAUCUCUCUCUUAAUGUUCAUGGAUACAAGAAUCAUGAGAUUGAGAUUUGAUGAGAAAGCAGGUAAUGAUUAGGGUUUCCAUGUAAAAUUGGGGAUUACAAAAAGUGGCAACCUUUCUUACGUUUCGGAUCUAAACCCACAUUCCACGGAGAUCUCUCUCUCUCUUUAGGGCUCUUAUGUGGAUUUGAGCUUUCUUCACCUCUCUUCUGCUUUCUUGUGUGUGUGUGUGUGUGUUUGGAGGAAAGAAUGUACAAGAUAUUCCUGAGGAAGAGUAAGCCUUCAAAACCCGACUCAUCAGAAGAGCUCUCUCCUUCCAGCUCGGAUCCGGUUCAGAUACCCGGACCCAAUGGUGUGGUCUCUCCCCCCGUUCGUUCCAACUCAGGGAAGCGUAUGUCCUCCGCCGUCUUCCCAGCGAGCGUUGUUUCUGGAAUAGAGCCUUUGCUUCCCUUCAAAGACGUACCAAACUCCGAGAAACUAAACCUCUUCGUCAGUAAAGUCAGCCUCUGCUGCGUCGCGUUUGAUUUCUCCGACCCGAACAAAAACUCUAUCGAGAAGCUCGUGAAGAGACAGACUCUCCUGGAGCUUCUUGACUUUGUAGCUUCUGGUUCCGUUAGGUUCACCGAGCCGGCUAUUCUCGCAAUGUGUAGAAUGUGCGCUGUGAAUCUCUUUAGGGUCUUCCCUCCUAGUUACCGGUCUAGUGGCGGUGAGAAUAACGAUGAUGAUGAGCCUGUGUUCGACCCUGCCUGGCCUCAUUUGCAGAUCGUCUACGAUCUCCUGCUUAAGUUCAUCACCUCUCCUUGUCUAGAUGCCAAGAUUGCGAAGAAGUAUCUUGACAAUGCCUUCGUUGUGAGGCUGCUUGACUUGUUUGAUUCAGAGGAUCCUAGAGAGCGAGAGUGUUUGAAGACGAUCCUGCAUCGUGUCUACGGGAAGUUCAUGGUUCACAGGCCGUUUAUCCGGAGGGCGAUGAGCAAUAUCUUCCACCGGUUUGUGUUUGAGACGGAGAAGCACUGCGGAAUCGCCGAGCUUCUGGAGUUUUUGGGGAGUAUAGUGAGUGGAUUCGCGUUGCCUUUGAAAGAGGAGCACAAGAUCUUCUUGUGGAGAGUGUUGAUUCCACUCCACAAGCCUAAGUCUCUUGGGAACUACUUCCAGCAGCUGUCUUUCUGUAUUACUCAGUUUAUAGAUAAGGAGCCUAAGCUGGGGAGUGUUGUGAUCAAAGGUUUGUUGAAGUUCUGGCCUAUCACUAACAGCCAGAAGGAAGUGAUGUUUCUUGGGGAGGUUGAGGAGAUUGUUGAGGCGAUGAGCGUGGUGGAGUUUGAAAAAGUGAUGGUUCCGUUGUUCUUGCGGAUUGCUUGCUGUGUCAACAGUUGCCAUUUUCAGGUUUCUGAAAGAGCGUUGUUCUUGUGGAACAACGAUCAGAUUGUGGAUUUGAUUGCGCACAACAGGCAAGCCAUCUUACCGAUCAUGUUCACUGCCUUGGAGAAGAAUGCUGAGAACCACUGGAACCAAUCAGUGCUGAACCUAACCCUAAACGUGAGGAAAAUGUUUUGCGAAAUGGACGAGGCUCUCUUCAUGUCUUGCCACGCACGCUUUCAAGAGGAUGAGGGAAAGCAAAGCUCUGCAGCGGAGAAGAGGAAAGAAACAUGGGAGAGGCUAGAGAAGGCAGCAAGUGUGAAGCCUAUAACUGGAAAGACAGCUGUUCUAGUGACUCCUUUAACAACCUCCAUUGCCUGCUAAAUUCUCAGCAGCAAAACAUCAGAAGAAGAUGAUGGAGUAGUUGUCCUUUGUAAUAUUAUAUAGUUAGUUGUGUCUGUGUGGGGUUUAUGCUAAAUCUAAUGCUUUUUUUAAAAAGCUUGGAAGCAAAAAAACAUAUAUAUAAAACUCUUUGUAUUCAAUUUAAGUUUACAUUGUUCAUCUCAAAA